Molecule: messenger RNA, 1995 nt
Organism: Trichoderma citrinoviride
Lineage: Eukaryota; Fungi; Ascomycota; Sordariomycetes; Hypocreales; Hypocreaceae
Exons: 4
Coding region: 1-1995 (664 amino acids)
Biological process (GO): transmembrane transport
Cellular component (GO): membrane
Molecular function (GO): myo-inositol:proton symporter activity
Source: RefSeq, a predicted model, not a curated record
AUGUCAUCAUCGUCGUCGUCGUCGUCGCAGAGCCGGGUCGAUGAGAUUACCAUAGCCUCCAACGAAUACCAUGUCUCGUCGUCCUUCUCGGCCGAGGCCGGACGCACAAAGUCGCAUUCGCAGUCCGUCAACCUCAAUGCCAACACGGAAGCAAAAAUCAAGAACCCACUCGUCGGCAUCCCGCGACGCACGCUGCUGGCCGACGUCGACGACUUCUGCCGCCUCAAGAACCUCGAGGACCACCGCGACAUCAUCCGCAAGGGCGCCCUCGUCGCCCAGGACCCCACGGGCUACGAGGACAUCACCGGCACCGAGGCCCUGCGCCCGGACGAGAUCGAGGCCCUGCGCAACGAGGUCCUGCACAAGUGGCGCGUUCCCUGGACGCUGCUGCUGACCGUCCUCACCUGCUCCAUCGGCGCCGCCGUCCAGGGCUGGGACCAGACCGGCUCCAACGGCGCCAACCUCGACUUCCCGGCCGCCCUCGGCAUCGCCUCCAACAGCAUCCACGACAAGCUCAUCGUCGGCCUCGUCAACGCCGCGCCCUACAUCGGCACCUCCUUUGUCGGCUGCUGGCUGUCCGACCCCCUCAACAACCACUUUGGCCGCCGCGGCGCCAUCUUCGUCGCCGCCAACUUCUGCCUGUGGCCGGUGCUGGCCAGCGCCUUUUGCAACACGUGGCAGACGCUGUUGAUAUGCCGUCUGUUUAUGGGCGUGGGCAUGGGCGCCAAGGCAUCUACUGUCCCCAUCUUUGCCGCGGAAAACUCGCCGGCCCCCAUCCGAGGCGCUCUCGUCAUGAGCUGGCAGCUGUGGAACGCCUUUGGCAUCUUCCUCGGCACCUGCGCCAACCUCGCCGUCAGGGGCAUCGGCGCCGAGGCCUGGCGCUACCAGCUGGGCUCGGCCUUCAUCCCCGCCGUGCCCCUCGUCUGCCUCGUCUACUUCUGCCCCGAGUCGCCGCGAUGGUACAUCAAGAAGAACCGGUACAGGGACGCCAUGCGGUCUCUGCUCCGCCUGCGAAACAACCCCGUCCAGGCGGGCCGCGACAUCUACUACAUUCACGUCCAGCUCGAGGUGGAGGCCGAGUUCAUGGGCUCCGGCAGCUACGUCCGUCGCUUCAUCGAGCUCUUCACCGUGCCCCGCGUCCGCCGCGCCACCCUGGCCGCCGGCGUGGUCAUGAUUGCGCAGCAAAUGUGCGGCAUCAACAUCAUGGCCUUUUACUCGUCCACCGUGUUCCAGGACGCCGGAGCCAGCUCCUUUGGCGCGCUCCUCGCCUCGUGGGGGUUCGGUCUGGUCAACUUCCUGUUCGCUUUCCCCGCCCUGUGGACGAUUGACACCUUUGGCCGGCGGUCCCUGCUCCUCUUUACCUUUCCGCAGAUGGCGUGGACGCUGCUGGCCGGAGGGCUCUGCACGCUGAUUCCCGGACAGAACGGCCUGCACCUGGGCUUCGUUGCCUUCUUCAUCUACCUGUUUGCCGCCUUUUACUCGCCCGGCGAGGGCCCCGUCCCCUUUACCUACUCGGCCGAAGUCUUUCCCCUGUCGCACCGCGAGGUGGGCAUGGCCUUUGCCGUGGCCACCUGUCUCUUCUGGGCGGCCGUGCUGUCCAUCACCUUUCCCCUGAUGCUCGACCGGCUGGGCGUCCUGGGCUCCUUUGAGCUGUACGCGCUCUUCAACGUCAUUGCGCUCAUCAUGAUUUUCCUUUGGCUGCCCGAGACGAAGCAGCGCACGCUGGAGGAGCUGGACUACAUCUUCGCCGUGCCCACGCGGGUGUUUAUGAAGUACCAGGUGACCAAGACGCUGCCGUGGUGGUGGAAGCGGUGGAUCUUGCUGCGCAAGGACGCGACGCUGGAGCCGCUGUACACGCUGGACGUGGCGGACCACGUCGACACGGACGAUGGCGAGGACAAGUUUGAGAACGACAAGGCCAAGGUCGAGCUCAAGGACAUUGUUGGGUUUGUGCCGGCGAACGUGAAUGCCAGGCCCAUGUCUUCGGAGCCUUGA